CAAGAACGAAGUACAUGUAUUUCGAUAACAAAUACCAAUGAAUAGGAAACCUAUUUAUGUCAUUGGUGACAUUGGCAUUCAAAGGACAUUCGACGGUGAUGUCAGGUAUCGAUAGAUGUAUAUUGGACACAAACCUAACGUGUUUACUUAAAAAUGACAAAAUUCAAUAUCACACGCCUUUUUCUAAUUCUCCCCGCGGCGCUUUCAGAAUUCGAUGCAAUUUAGGUUAAUGUAAAUCAUGAGGAAUUUGCUCCUCGGCCAUACAUGUAUAUAUCUAUGUUGAACACGGCUUGGAGUAGUUUGUUGUUAUAACGGCACUCUAAUGGUUUGGCUGGAUUGAAAAAAACUGUACCCUUUUGGCCUCAACAUGCCCAAUGCACUGAGGAAAUAACGUCUACUCUGAGGACCUCGCAAUACUCGAGAAAUAGCUCAUACAUUCGGCUUGACCGGGAAUACAUGUAAACUGUGCACCUCACUGCAGCGGGGAAUACCGUUAUCUGCAAUAAGUAUAUCUAAGGCCCUGACUGCACGGGAAGAAGGCUGAGUGAGCUUGGUGACUAAAAGAAGAAAAAAGAUUGUCUCCAACUACACAUAGCAUAUUUUCAAACAAGCCAACAGAGCAGUGAGGCGUGUUCACAAUAUCAGUCAUUGAGUAUUAGCCUUGUUUAAGGAUUAUUGGUAACGAAUGAAAGGCUUAUAUCUGUUCACCAUGGAAUCGAAAUAACAAAUUGAUUUCACCUUGGAUAUCACGUGAAUGCACAUUUCCGAUCGGAAAUAUCUCUUAUAUCAGUUAUACAAUUAAUCGGGGUGUCGUGUUGUACGGUUAACGGUUGUGAGCAAUAGAAGGGCAAGAUGAUGACAGUAGAACAUACGACGGUGGCCCGGGCCCAAGCAGGGCCAAGUGACAUGGCCAAGCCCAGGCGGAGUGUGGUUAGGUUUUCUGAUAUGGCCGAUGAGAAAGAGAUGAUGGACAUAGAGGAGUUCGACGACUGGCAGAAGAAGGUGGAGAUAGUCACCAGCCCCGAUGAUGAGGACUCGGGUACUGACCUUGACAUCAAUGAAAAUGAAAUGGAUGAGAUACUUGGUAGGAAGAAGAAAGAUCGGAGUGACUGUAAGAUCAUGUACGCAGCAGCCUGCAAGAGGUUCGGCGUGGUGCCCUCUUCUCAGUUCAUCCACCAGCUCCAAGGUUCCAAGGUGCACAUGACACAUCUUAACCUGGAAGAUAAUGAGAUCAAAGCAAUGUGCAUUCCCCUUUUGUAUAACACGACUGUGACAGCCGUAGACUUCGCUGGGAACCAUUUUACUGUACAAGGCGUCCGACACAUUUUGGAAAUGCUCAAAGAAAAUGUUUACAUAACCGAAUUGGGGUUAGGUGAUAACAACUUGGGACUGAAAGGAGCUCGGUGGGUCUGUCGUAUGCUACAGACUCACCCACGAAUAAAAAGGAUAGACCUGUCGGGAAACAAGUUUUCUGAGUACGAUGCUCGUGAAUUCGCCGAUAUGCUUAGACAAAAUGUGGUCAUCAAGUACCUCAACCUCAGUCACAAUCUAUUUGGAGAGAAAGGCGGCGCUCUGAUUGGUGCAGCGCUGGCGGAAAAUAUCAGUCUGGAUGAACUUGACCUUAGCUGGAAUCACAUUCGCCUCAAUGGCGCCAUCGCGAUAUCGAAAAGUCUAAAGGAGAAUGAGGUUCUAAAAAGGCUAAAUGUUGCUUGGAAUGGCUUUGGAAAUGAUGGUGUCAAGGUCCUUGGCGAAGUCCUUGCUGAGAAUACAAGCAUCCAGGAACUUGAUCUGUCAUGCAAUAGGAUCAGCGUAGAGGGAUUGGCUUACCUCCUGAAGGGACUGCAGGUGAACGAAGGUCUUACUGUUCUCAAGUUGAGAAGCAAUCCCAUUUCGUCAGUUGGUGCGGAGGCGUUAUUAAAGGUCCUCAAAGACAGUGAACAAACCAAGAUGGUGGAAGUAGAUAUCGAUGAUGUCCCAGUGACGUACAACUUUGGUGUCCUCCUUGAGCAACUGAAGGAGCUCAAGAAGGAUCUGGACGUACACCACGACUGCUACGUUCGCAAUACAGACUACUUGGCCAAGGGCAAGAAUGAGUUGAUUGCUGACCCACUCAGGCUGGUGAAGAUGUACGUCCGGGAGAGAAGCGUCCACCUCGUUAAUUACUUUGUUGACUGUGAGGAAGAGACGGAGCUGUUGUUGAAGGAGGAUCAGUUCAGGAACGCCAUAAAGUUAGCCAGCAUACCAAUCAAUGACCAACAGCUGGACGAGCUUGUAAAAGACUUGAAGAUUAAGGACGAGGAAGGUGUAGACCGCGGUGUUGACUUAAGUAACCUGGUGAACCAAAGAGAAUACCGUAGCAAGCGCCGGAAGAGGAAAUUGGCAGCAGCUGCUAUGGCGCCAGAUGAAACAGAAGCGGGAAAACAGCUAGAUCUGUCCGAUGGCGAAUUAUCCGAAGCGUCUGAUUUAGCAGAGGAGGUUGACAUCAUCUUAGCUGACGGUGGAAGGGCAUCUUCUGUUGCAGACGAUGUCAGCCACGUUGAGAAUGAUGACAUUCUAAACAAAAGUAAAAGUAGUGCUCGAAAUAGCAAAAGUAGGGCUGAAAUUGUUAGCAGGAAUGGUGCCAUCAGUGGAAGAAAGAGCAGGAGCGGCGAUGCAAAUGCAAGGGAGAGCAAAAGUGGUGGCAGUGCUCGAAACAGGAAAAGCGGUGACCCCAGCACAAGGGAUAGCAAGGCUGGUGAUGUUGGUGGACGAAAUAGCACAAGUGGCGAUGCCAGCGCAAGGGAGAGCAAAGAUGGUAACACAUGUGGUCGAGACAGCAAACUAGAUGAUGUCAGUGGUCAAAUAAGCAAAGCUGGUGACGUCAGUGGACGGAACAGCAAAAUCGAUGACAUCGGUGCACGUAAUAGUGCCAAUAAAGACAUGUUUGAUGCAGCGGAGGAGAAAAAAUCUAACUCGAAACAAGAAAGGAGUUUGGAAGAGGAGGACAAGGCUUUUCCUCUCACUGAGCCUGAGCCAACAAUGGCCAGUAUAGUGCCGGACGACUAAGCUGUAUAUGUUCAAGGACUUUUAUUGUUGGCGCCACAUUUUCUUCCACAUUUGGGUUGCGCACUAGAGGGGACAUAAAAUAACUACCAUGUCAUGUAAUAAAUCGAUCAGCUAAAGAUUCUGCUAGGACACAUGCGUGGUCAGAAAACUAGAUUCUCAGAACUGAUUUUGUGCAAUUCUGGCCAGAAUCAUUGGAUACAUGACGAUUCCGCUCGCUUUCGUUUUGAACUUGUCGGUUCACGCCAACGGUAGAAUCUGAUUCGACGAAUCAGUUGGGCAUAUCUAUUGGAACUACGAGGACAUCGUAUUUGUGGUAUCAUGGUAUUUGCUACAUGUAAACAUGAUAUACAUGUACUUAUUUUCAAAUGUGCUAUAUUACAAAUUAGCUACAUGUAGAUAUAUAUGGUCCACGACCUGAGGACGUAAACGUACUAAUAGACGAUAUAUUUAUAGCUGGCA
Molecule: messenger RNA, 3504 nt
Organism: Lineus longissimus
Lineage: Eukaryota; Metazoa; Nemertea; Pilidiophora; Heteronemertea; Lineidae
Product: leucine-rich repeat-containing protein 74A-like
Exons: 12
Coding region: 853-3045 (730 amino acids)
Molecular function (GO): protein binding
Source: RefSeq, a predicted model, not a curated record